Messenger RNA from Misgurnus anguillicaudatus (oriental weatherfish), 2080 nucleotides. The record is from RefSeq and is a predicted model, not a curated record. NCBI's taxonomy places the organism in Eukaryota, Metazoa, Chordata, Actinopteri, Cypriniformes, Cobitidae.
UUUAAGCAAGCAAGCUCUGGUCAAAACAUUUCUUUAAAUAAUAAUAAUAAUGCUUACCAAACAUAGUUGUCUGCUUUGUUGGGUUUAUGAGUCAGCUUCAUUGUAUGUUGGCAUAUAUUGCACUUUAUUUUUGCUUUAAGCAAUUUUUUUUCUGGAGCCAUUUAAUCAACUUCAGUUUCUUCCUCUUUGUUUGACGUCCUUCAAUCAUUGACAGCAACGUUUUAUUUAAUGACCGACCCAUGUCACCUUAGAAAUACAUAAAAAUAGUAUAAACGUUUUUAAUGUAAUAAUAUUAACAAAUAAAUGUUUAUUUAGUAUGCAUGCAACAAAUGACAUAGGCUACACAACAUGGAUAACAAAUACAUUAAUGACUAAAAACUGUCAAUGUCAAUUUUAAUAAAUAUUAUCAUUAGUAAUGUCAGCUAUAUUAAAAUAUUUUAUGAAGUUUUGUAUUACAUGUUGUAUAAAAAUUUCAGGAUAACAGUAACAGUGUUGUACCAUAUAUGCAUUACAUGUUCUAACGAAGGAAACAGUCAUAAUGUAAUAAAUUAAAUAAAUAAAUCUUACAUGAUGUGUCGCUGGAUUAAUUGUAAUUUUCCCCCGUUGUAUCUGUAAUCUGCGCAGGUGCGGACCCGGGCUUUUAUGAGGAUGUGGUGUUCCGGAAGUAAACAUCCCGAGAGAUUUUUAGCUAUAAAAUGUUAAAUCCUACAAAACAAACUUAUCAUUAACUUUAAAAUUGUUACGCGAUUAUUGUAUAGAAGCCACCUGUCUUUGUGAUUUCAGCUUCAUUUUUAAAAAGAAAAAUAAUAAGAAAAACUACACUACCCACAAUCCUUCAGCACGUUUAAAAAAAAAAGAGCGGCCAGAGGUUAUCCAGCGCAUACUGGUACAGUGCGGGUCGCAGGCACAGCAAGGUUGAUGAUGUCGAGUGGACAGAUGGAUGACAUUUUAGACUCUUGCCAUCAGACCAGAGGGAGACCGAAGAAAAAACAGUCUAAGGAUGAACGCACAGAAAAACCGGAUAAACCACCUGGAGCAGCACCAACCUUUUCAAUAGCUUUGGCUAAAGCCAAGGCAGAGACUGACACCUUAAGGGUGAAAUGUCAACAUCUGCAGGAGAAAAUAGAAGAUUUGACAAAAGAACGAGAUUUCCUUAGACAACAGCUGUCAGAAGCCAUCAAAAUGGACAACAUGCCUGACAAAAAUAAAGAUAAGCCUGCAGACAUAGCAAAAAAAUUAAAAUCUCUCAAGAGUAUUCAGAAAGUGACCCAUCUGAUUCUGAAUCUUCUGACACUUCUGACUCAGAGUCAUGUAGCUCAGACUCUUCAAGGGAGAAGAAGAAAAGAAAGAAGGCGGCAAAUUACUGAACCAUGGCAGGUGGUAAAGCGGUACGAAUCAGUCCUGGGGAUUUUCAAAAGAGGAAGCAACAUGGCAGAUGCAUUCAGAAAGUAUGGUGUGGACCGGAACACAAUUGUGCAGAGUGCAGCUAUUGCUGAACUGGCGAUUGCAGCGCCAGAGAAAUAUGAGGAAAUCAAUGACAAACAUGGAAAGGGAGAGAAAUUAUCAAUCCUAGCCCAGAAAUGUCAAGAUGCAAUUAUGGCCGAUGAGAAUAUUGCAAACAAGAUACAAACAAUGAAAACUGAUGGGAAGUUGCUUCCAAUAAAAAAAUAGUUAAUUUCCAUAUAUAUAUCCAUCCAAAUACGUUUUCCCCAUGUUUAGUUCUAGUAAUGUGUCUUUCCUUGUUUAGGCCUGAAUUGAUGGUGCUGCACAUGGUUUGGUUCUGUGUAGAAACAAGUUUUUGUUCUUAUUAAUUAUUUUGUAUUUUUUGUGCUGGCAAAAAAGAUUGCUAAUGUUGACCAUUUAUGUAAGGUAAUAAAGGUUCUUACCCUCUUUUAUUACACUUUACAAUAAAGUUUACAAAUUUCCUUAAUAAAUGCUUUGUUAAUGAUAAGUCAUGUCAAUAAAGGGUCUACAAAUACUAGUAUCACAUCAGUUAAUGUUAAAUAGAUUACACUUUACAAUAAGGUUUACAAUUUCCAUUAAUAAAUGCUUUGUUAAUAGUAAGUCAUGUCAAUAAAGG